AUGGAUGACCUAAUGACAGAAUGUUGUGACAACAAGGAAGGAAUGGAAGUUUAUAAGCAAAUGACGGACCUAUUGGCUAGAGGUGGAUUUAAGCUAAAAAAAUGGAACAGCAACAAUGGGGAACUAUUAUCACAAAUAAGCAUAAAUGAAAAGCUAGCAGACAUGAAUGAAGAAUACACACCUGAUAAGGAUAUGUUGAAGGAGUACAAACAGAGAAGGGAAAUGCAGGAAGGCAACAUACAGGACAUACAAAAUAUACUAAAACUAAAGGAAACUGAAAGUUUGAAGGACAACAAUGAAAUCGAGGUCAAAACAGAGAACACAACAAAGAUUUUAGGUAUUAGCUGGGACCGAAGUGAAGAUCAUUUUCGUUAUUCAAUGAAUCUUCCGAAGACGACGACUGGGGCUGAAACAAAAAGAACAAUAUUAUCAAUUAUAGCACGACUAUACGAUCCUUUAGGAUGGAUCGCGCUAAGCAUUAUUUUAGCAAAGAUGUUGAUUCAAAGGUUAUGGCUAGCUUAA
This is a messenger RNA of Parnassius mnemosyne (clouded apollo), 522 nucleotides long. NCBI's taxonomy places the organism in Eukaryota, Metazoa, Arthropoda, Insecta, Lepidoptera, Papilionidae. The record is from the annotation of a GenBank genome assembly.